Molecule: messenger RNA, 1393 nt
Organism: Drosophila yakuba
Lineage: Eukaryota; Metazoa; Arthropoda; Insecta; Diptera; Drosophilidae
Exons: 1
Coding region: 81-881 (266 amino acids)
Source: RefSeq, a predicted model, not a curated record
UCCAUUUGAGAGCAGCAGCCUUUGCCUGUGAGACAAUAGUAUCCAUAAAUACAUCUAAAUUCCAAGUGAGAGGGUAUAAAAUGACCGAUCAUUCUGUCCAGAAAAACGAAGAGGAGGUGGUUGGGGACAUUUACUUGUCCCUACUUUCGCGACAUGCCCUCAGAUAUCCGGAGGAUGGAAGCCACAAAUCGUGGGUCCUGCCGCGCAUGAUGGUCCUGUUUGCCAGUGGGGACAUGGAUCAGGUGAUAGACGCCAUAGUUGCGGACAUGAUCCAUCCGAUUGGCAGUGGACUGGUGGCUAGUGUUCUGGUAGAGGAGUCCAUACGAGACGAGAUGAUUAGGAAAAUUCGCUGCAAAUUGAAGCCGAUGAACGAGCGCAUACAACGCCAUCCAAAUUACCUGAGAACAGAGAAGCUCAUCGAGCGCAUGAACUGCAGCACCAUUCACAUCGAGGAGUUCGAGGAGUCGGAUACGAAGAAGCGUUAUGGUCGCCGGAUGAAGGGAUCGCCUUUGAUAGUUUUGGAUUUCCCGCAAUACUAUUUUGGGGACAAGCCCACGGCCGUAAUGACUUUGAGCACCUUCCGCAAUAUGAGCGAAGUGGUCAAGUUGCAUACGCGCGAAGGUCUGAACUUCGAUAGCAUUUCGGUGUGGUCAGCCAAGUUGGCCCAGUGCUUCGACCUGCUCACCAGGCUGCCCAAGGUGGAUCAGUGGACCUUCAACUGCACCAAUGAAUCCAUCAAGAUUCCCAAACUGCCGGCUCAGCCGGUCACCACAGUUAUCAUCCAGAAAAACGUUCACUUCGAAGUUCACGUCAUUGGCGGAAAGAUAAAAACUAUAGCGUUUCCAAUCACAGAUGCUUCUGCAAAGGAGAUAUACCCCUAAUGCGAUUCCUGACUUCCCAUCGAAAAUCCACCCAUCAAUUGGUUUGGGAAUAUUUAUGGGCCGAACGACUCUAAUUUGUAAAUCUCAAACCCAUCGAACACACAAACACACACACGCGCGACAGAUAAUUUGUCAGAUAAUGGCUCAUCUAUCAGUUUUUGACAAGAUUGAUGGCUAGAUAAUGCGAUUGAUAAAUCUCCAUUACUUUUCAGCAUCCUUUCUCUCCAUUUUCCCCGAGUUAAUUUCAAGGAAAUCGGAAUGCAGUGGGCGGGAUUCUCCCUCCACCGCUGCUGAGACAAUGAUUUGAUUUUGGCCGUGUCACUUGCCAUGUCAUCAUCCCUCCGGAGAGGUGAUUUCUGUCCUGGAGCCACACGCCCUCCAUUUAUCACGGAGAAGGCAAGGAGCACAGGGAAAAAUGUUUGAGUUUGUUUGGCAUUCAGGAAUGCCGUGAAUUGUCCGGCUUAUUUAAGCAGUAUUUAUCGUGUAAUAUGACUUGCAACUCUAGAUCCCUA